UCGCUCCCAUUGGCCGCGCCGGCCCGUCAGUCAGGGGACAGCCAGCCCCUCUCAGGGAGGAUCAGGGCUCCAUUCGCCUCAACUCAAGAGUUACCUGCCACAUCAAGUAGGAAGACACACAUUUCUACUUUAUUUUAUCUUUUCUUUUACACUGGCAGAGUCCCCGCGUGCUCCUCUCGUGCGUGAACGCAACUAAAGUGCGCGUUCGAGUGUCGGUGAACAGAUGUGGACGCGCUGCGCGGGAGCUGCCCAGCUGAGGUGAAGGGGAGGGCAGAAGAUCCCUGUGCGGAGUGUGGAUGACCAGCCCACCGGGAACGGGACCAUGAUCUGAACGAGGCCCCCCCCCCCCCAAAGACAAAAACCUUCCUCCUCCCUAUUAUUUUUUUAUUUUUUCCUAUUUCUGAUUUUUUUUCCGUUCUCCCGAGAGAGACGACACAUUUCUCAGGAGGAAGAAACACAGCGGCGAGCCGUCCGUGACCUCUGACCUUGCCGCCCCCGCCCCCCCUCCCCCCACCCCUCCCGCCGCCACACCGGAAACAUGGGGAGGAAAAAGAUUCAGAUCCAGAGGAUCACUGACGAGCGCAACAGACAGGUGACCUUCACCAAGCGGAAGUUCGGGCUGAUGAAGAAGGCCUACGAGCUGAGCGUGCUGUGCGACUGUGAGAUCGCCCUCAUCAUCUUCAACCACUCCAACAAGCUGUUCCAGUACGCCAGCACCGACAUGGACAAGGUUCUGCUCAAGUACACCGAGUACAACGAGCCGCACGAGAGCCGGACCAACGCCGACAUCAUCGAGGCUCUGAACAAGAAAGAGCACCGGGACUCUGAGAGCCCAGACCCCGAGGAGCCCUUCUCCCUCACCCCCCGCACUGAGGAGAAAUACAAAAAAAUUGACGAGGAGUUUGAUAAAAUGAUGCAGAACUAUAGGCUGUCAUCCACGGUCCCACAGCCCACCUUCUCCAUGCCGGUCACCGUGCCGGUGUCCAAUCAGAACGUGGCGUCGGCGCUCCAGUUCAGCAGCAACCCCGGCAGCGCCCUGGUCACCACCACCUCCUUCGUCACCUCCACCCUCACAGACCCCCGCCUCCUGUCGCCACAGCAACCAUCUCUGCAGAGGAACAGCGUGUCGCCAGGGUUACCCCAGCGGCCGGCCAGCGCAGGGGCUCUGCUGGGAGACAUGGGGAACUCCAACGGAGGAUGUCCGAGUCCAGUCCCUAACGGCUACAUCAGCGCCAGGGCCUCCCCGGGCCUCCUCUCCGUAUCCAACGGCAACAGCCUGGGGAAAGCAGUCCCGGCGAAGUCCCCGCCCCCCCACAGCCCUCAGAUGGUCAACAGCCGCAAGCCGGACCUGAGGGUCAUCACCUCGCAGAGCGGCAAGAGCCUGAUGCAGCUGACUGAGGAAGAGCUGGAGUUGACUGCUCAGCGGCUCGGCGGCUCGCAGGUGGUGCAGUCGCUCACCACGCCGGUGGUCUCCGUGGCAACGCCCAGCCUCCUGGCGCCCUUCUCCGGCAUGCAGACGGCCUACAACACCGAGUACCAGCUGACGAGUGCUGAUCUCACGGCGCUGCAGACGUUUGUGCCUGGCAACAUGGCCGCCUGGCAACAGCAACCGCCGCUGUCCCAGCAACAGCAACAACAGCAACAGCAACAGCAGCAACAACAGCAACAGCAACACAUGAGCUUGGCGUCGCUCAGUAACCUGGUCAUGUGGGGUGCAGAGAAACAGAAUGCAGAGAUGGUUAACUGCAUCUCCAAUUUCGCUGCUAACCUCAGCUUGGCCUCACAGUCCAACUUGCUCUUUGGCAGGGAGGAGGGCCUCUGCUGCAGGCCGAUGGGUCAGAUCCCUCAGGGCACCAACCCCAACAUCAACAUCAAGUCGGAGCCCGUCUCACCCAACCGUGACCGCAGCACCCCCAGCUCCACCUGCGGCGGGGGCGGAGCCGGAGGCGGCCAGACUCCGGUCCAGGGACAAGGCCUGGUGUCCCCAGGGUACCCCGGAGCCCUGCGCCUGGAGGUGGGGGGUCAGGGCCGCUCGCCCGUGGACAGCCUCAGCAGCAACGGCAGCUCGUACGACGGCAGCGAACGGGACGACGGCGCCCAGGGGCGAGGGGGCGGGGCCGCAGACUUCCUCCACCAGGGCGGCGCCGGGGGACAGCAGCCCGCCAUGGUCCUCCUGCGUCCCUCGUCGGCCGAGCCCCAGGACCAGGACGGGACCAACGUGAAGAGGAUGAGGCUGGACGCCUGGGUCACAUGAAGAGGUGGAGGAGGAGGAUGGAGAUGUGUACUUGUGCCCCCCAGAUACCCCCCCCCCCAGCACCAGCCCUGAGGCCCCUGGUCUCCCUCCUUCUGCACACACACACACAUAUAUGCGCACACACAUGCACCACCGUCCCCUCACACACUGACAAACACAACCCCAGAGAUCCACCUCCAGCUGAGUAGAAUGUGUCCACAGGCAUGGACGUGUCCCCAGUAGGACCUACCAUGGACGUGUCCCCAGUAGGACCUACUAUGGACGUGUCCACAGUAGGACCUACUAUGGACGUGUCCCCAGUAGGACCUACCCGCGCAGUGCACUGCCACCACCACCACGCACCUCGGUGUCCCAGCAUUGUGUCCCGUGUCCUCUCCGGCUGUCCCCGCGUCUUUGAGUCUUUGAAGGCACCGUUUUGUUUGACUUGGUGAUUUGGGGAUUUGUCUCGGUUUUGAAUAUUAAGACACUAAAUGAGAAACUCUCACAUCAGGUUUGUUACCUCAACUGGUCAUUUUCAAACACAGAUGUGGCCAAAUGUUCACUCUCAAUUUCAUCCUGAAAACACACAAGCAAAUACACACACACACACACACACAGCAACGCACUCAGCUGAGAUUAUGUUUGUGUGUGUGAACAGCUGAUGUUCAGAAGCAAACUGUAACGUUGUGUCGAGCUGUUAAAACAUGGACGCAGGUUUAUUAUUAUUAUUAUUAUUAUUGAACGAGCUUUACUCACACACACACACACACACACACAUGAACACGCACACUAUGGUUGGAGGCGUUUUGUUAUUUAAUCGUACAAAUGAACUUGAUCAUCACGGACCAUCAACCAAUCGGAGCCCCCGCUGCGACUCUGUGGGCCGGACCCCCACCUCAGCGUUAAUUAAAUAAAAGUAAAAAAGGAAUUAGAUUAACCUAAAGUAAUACAAACAUCUUACUGAAAAAAAGGUUACAUUUACAAAGUAAUUGAAUUAUUUUGAAUUAUCAAAAAGUACUAAAAUAUUGUUUAUUGAUAUAACAAAUAUGAAUGAGAUUUUUAUAAAUUGGCACAUAUUAUGUGUUUGUGUGCAAUCGGGUGGAAAUCAGAGGCGUCACUACGGGGGCCCGCAAGGGUCAAAACAGCUUCUCUCUGGUCCACCAGCAGGUGUCAGCAGAGCCUUCAGGAUGUUUCAUUGCUUUUAGUAACAGACGGAAUGUGGAUUCAUUAAAGAGGUUUUUAGUGAAAUGUCACUAAAACACAUCAAACUCAACACGUAACAUCUGACGAGUUUUUAGGAGUUUUUUGUAUUUGUAAUUUUUUUAGACCGUAAAUCGACCUUGAAGGUGAAAUAAAUGUAACGGAUGUCAUUUUUGUACCGCAGGUGAUGGGGGGGGGGGGGGGGUUUGGGGGGGGGUUUAUAUUGGGUACAUUUCAACAAGAACGUGGAGAAGAGUCAUGUUUUUAUAUGUGUGUGAGCCUCUGAGCCGGACCCCCCCCCCCCCCCCCCCCACCCGGUCAGAUACGUUAAUGGCAGAUGCAUCCAAGUCACCUCAUCCAGCCCCCCCCCCCCCACUCACUCACACACUACUUCACUCUGAACAGUGGGUGUCGCCCCCCCCCCCCCCCCCCCCCACCUCCUUGUCAUGCACUACUCUCAUCGUCCUCUCCUCACUUGACCUUCGAGGGUCAAAAACUUUGACUGUUAAGACUGUUGCACCCUGAGCUUCGAACAACCCCCCCCCCCCCCCGUAUGCCCCCUCCCUCCUGGCGACAAGCCAUUUAUCAUUAAAAAACAAUAAGGAGGGUUCUUUAGAGCGACACUGAAGGGGGGGGGGGCGCUGCGAUCAUAGAACAAAGCAGACAAUCCUGUUGAGAAAUAGUCCCCCCCCCUCCCCCACUGAAGAAGUGCUUUGGUCCCGUAGGAUGUUUAAAAGUCUCACUCUCUUUCCAGUGUUAAUUUGUGCUGGUGACUGUUUUUAAUUGUUCUCUGAGAAUCGAUAUGAAUUAUUAUUAUUAUUAUUAUUAUUAUUAUUGCUAUUGUUAUUAUUGUUAUUGUCAUCAUGGUGACACAACCUUUUUUUGUGUAGUUUAGGCUCUUGCUUUAUUUGGAAUUUUAGUUUAUUUAAUGAAAAAUAUUCUAUUCUAACUAUAUUAUAUUUUGUUCUUGGUUUUUUUUUUGCUUCCUGUCUUUUUUCUCGGGGGGGGGGGGGGGGGGGUCGGAUGUUGCACGUUUUUUAUGACGUUGAAACGAAACAACACAAGCGUAGUGAUGUUAGUGCACGUGUGUCCGUGCACGGAAACGCUUCAAUGCUGCAACUUCGUCCAAUGUACAAACCUCUCAGUCCACACUGGGGGGGGGCACACGUCUAACUUAUUUCUGACCAGACACGAGGAUGUCAAUGCAUGGGCGAAGAGUAAAUCAUGUUAUAGGGAAAUGAAAUGUAAUGAAUAUACACCACACAAAUACAUUUAAGAAAAAGGAAAACAAGUUUAAAAUAAAUUAUAACUAAUAUAUUGUGUUCGGCUAGUCUGCUUUUUUCUGUUGUAAAGAUAUUUUUUGUUGUUUUUUGGAGAAUGAUAUACAAUUUGUGUAUAUUUUCAUAAACAAAGUAUGCACUGAUAUGUUAUUACAAAUUCUAUACUGCUUUUACAAAAAAAAGUGUUUGUUAUUGUACCAAAGUAUCCAUUGGUCCCCCUUACCCCCCCCCCCCCCUCUUUGCGUCUGUUUUACCGUAUUUUAUAUAUUAAAUAGACAAGUUGACCUACGGA
Messenger RNA from Pungitius pungitius (ninespine stickleback), 5005 nucleotides. It is a transcript of the gene mef2d, whose product is annotated as myocyte enhancer factor 2d. The record is from RefSeq and is a predicted model, not a curated record. NCBI's taxonomy places the organism in Eukaryota, Metazoa, Chordata, Actinopteri, Perciformes, Gasterosteidae. The transcript is spliced from 13 exons. Gene Ontology annotation, molecular function: histone deacetylase binding; protein dimerization activity; RNA polymerase II cis-regulatory region sequence-specific DNA binding. Bases 539 to 2254 code for a protein of 571 amino acids. Gene Ontology annotation, biological process: cell differentiation; heart development; positive regulation of transcription by RNA polymerase II.